AUGUCGCUCCUCGACCUUCCCUCGGGUAAAGUAUACGUAGAAACGUCAGGUCUGGAAACGGGCUCGACAGUCAUUUGUAUUCACGGUCUGGGCGGUUCGUCGUCAAACUUUUACCCUUUGGUAGAAGCCGCGGAAUUGGGGAAGAAGUAUAAAGUGGUGUUGUUCGAUUUACCUGGUCAUGGGUUGAGUCCUUUGGGUGGUCAAACGGAAACAAAAGGGGUAGAGGUAUAUGUACGUUGUUUGGAAGAAGUCACAGAUGCUUUGAAAAUUGAGAAAGCUGCUUUGGUAGGACACUCGAUGGGAUGUCUUAUCGCGACUACUUUCGCUUCUCUUUACCCAAAAAGAGUGACUAAAUUAUGUCUACUCGGCCCAAUCAAACAAUUCCCAUCUACACCAUUCCAACCCCUCCUCGAUCGUGCAUCCACAGCCCGAUCAUCCUUAUCAUCCUUCUCUACCCUCUCAUCAACCCUUUCCAUCGGUGGAACUUCCCCUUCCUCCCAUUCGAACCAUCUCGUCAUAGCUGCGGUCCGUACUUCUAUCCUUCAUACUGACCCUGAAGGUUACGCUCGAGCUUGUGAAGCGUUAGCACAUGCUACAGACCCUGCAUAUGGAUCAGUGGAAGGUGAUGUGUUGGUGAUUAGUGGACAUGACGAUAAAACUUCCACUGAACAGAUCGGAGAAAGUUUGGUAAGUGUUUUGAAAGGGAAAAGAGAGGUGGUCAAGGGAGGUCAUUGGAUGUUGUUGGAAAGUGUCGAAGAGGUUGCGGUGUUGGCAAAGGGUUUCCUGAUUGAUUAA
Tremella mesenterica DSM 1558 is the source of this 795-nucleotide messenger RNA. RefSeq lists its product as uncharacterized. The transcript has 4 exons. Bases 1 to 795 code for a protein of 264 amino acids. The record is from RefSeq and is a predicted model, not a curated record. NCBI's taxonomy places the organism in Eukaryota, Fungi, Basidiomycota, Tremellomycetes, Tremellales, Tremellaceae.